AUGUCUACUGCUAUAAUGCAUCAGUCUGCGCUGUACGACUUUGGUGAUCUGUUCUUGAAGGUGAGCUCCGAAUACCUGACGGACGAUGAAGUUGUUUCCACUAACCAAUCUCGCCCAGUGCAGACGAUGAAUAGUACAUUAAGCAGCGCCCUCGGCCCAGUCGGCGGUACGAAUGUUACUGCUAGUGUGGGUUGGGAUCAACACCCAGUUCUAGCCAGAGCUGCCUCCGUGCCAGCACAGCGCGCUCUCGCCGGCCUCCUGAACAGCCUCGGCCACCGUCGCCUUGAACGCACCACCAGUGACCCCGCGCCUCCUCCACCAGCCACCAGUCGAUACAAGACCGAACUCUGCCGACCAUUCGAAGAAGCCGGUGUAUGCAAAUACGGUGACAAGUGUCAAUUCGCUCACGGAGUACGAGAGCUCCGUAAUCUGCAGCGCCAUCCCAAGUAUAAGACAGAGUUGUGCCGCACCUUCCAUUCAGUCGGUUUCUGUCCAUACGGACCGAGGUGUCAUUUCGUACACAACGCUGAGGAGGCGAGACGCCGCGAGCCGCCGUCCCCAGGCGGUUCCUUAGCUUCGUUAUCCUCGGGCGGAUCUCUAGCUUCCUACAUGAGCGAUGGUUCCCGUUCGCCCAGAUCUCCUCACUCUCCGUUGACCCCUCAGUCCCCUCUAGCGCCACACUCUCCACCAGCCAUCACUCCUCCGGACUACUCGUUCGCGUUCCGCCGCCCUCAGUCUCCGGAGCCCGAGGAGGACCGACUGCCCGUCUUCAAUCGCCUGUCGUCAGCGUUCGGCGAUCUCGUCAUCGCCUAG
Molecule: messenger RNA, 813 nt
Organism: Danaus chrysippus (African queen)
Lineage: Eukaryota; Metazoa; Arthropoda; Insecta; Lepidoptera; Nymphalidae
Source: the annotation of a GenBank genome assembly